Messenger RNA from Ectocarpus siliculosus, 875 nucleotides. NCBI's taxonomy places the organism in Eukaryota, Phaeophyceae, Ectocarpales, Ectocarpaceae. The record is from the annotation of a GenBank genome assembly.
AUGGUCUCGCGAAAUGAUGUCGGGCCAGGGAGCCAUGAAAUAUCCGGGAGCCUCAUCAAGAAAACUUUCAAUAUCACUUUCGGCGGGGCGUACACUCCAGCUGGGGCAGGUCGCUUGGUACAUCGUGCAUCCUUCGCUCGAAAAACUCAUGACGCUAGGAAGCUCUCGGAUGCCGUGCCGCUCCAACCCGCGCCAGAAACCUUGGGCGUCAAAGAAAACCUUGCGUCACCGCAGACAGGUUUCGGUGGACGCGACUCACACAUACAGUAGAUACCCUCUUUGAUUCAUUCGUUACUGUGCAUGUCCUACUGUUAUUAUUGUUGAUACGUGUAGUUGUUACCACCUCGCUUAUGUAUGCGAUGCGUGUGUUCCACUUCGUUGAAGUCGACUCCUCUCAAGGUUGUACCUAUGACCGUAUCCCAAGGGCGGUUUGACAUAGACUGUAGUGUAGAACUUGCGCAAAAUAAGCUCCACACCUUCGUUGUUUGUUUUUGGUGUUCGUGCUUUCGCUUCGAAGAAGAAAGACGCCAUUCGGCUGUAUACAAGAUUGUGCUAUUGUACAGUAAGCAAAACACUCUUUGCCCGAGGCAAGCUGCGAUAAUCUGUGCAGUAUGUAUGUAGACUAUGUCUCCAACACCAAUCCCGGAACAAGGCAAAAGAAAACUCUCGAAGAUCUCUCGAAGGAUCAAAGUACCGUGGCCAUGCAUCAACUGAACACGCUACAAGCAAGCUUGAACAUCGUAUCGCAGCAGAGAAGGUGCUCAAGGACAAGUGAGGCAGGUGUCCGCAUGAAAGUAUUAUCUUCCCCUCCCUCUGCCUCUACCUCUACCUCCCUUGAAACCAAGCAUCCUGGCAAGUUUCUUCUCUUGCUCGCG